AUGUUGUUGGAGAUCAUAUGCUGUAGGAAGUGUGUUGAUUAUAGCAGGAGUGAGGAUGAGGUGAUUCUUGAGGAAUGGGUUUAUGACUGUUAUUCAUCGAGGAAGAUUGGGAGUCUGAUCGGGGACGAGAAGGUGGAGGAGAGAAAAGUGGAGAGGAUGGUGAAGAUAGGGAUAUGGUGUGUGCAAUAUGAUCCGUCGUUGCGUCCAACAAUGAAAAAAGUUCUGCUAAUGUUGGAGGGAACUGUCGAGAUUCCCAUACCUCCAUGCCCGAGUAAUAUUCCCAAAGAGAUUGGCCAUCUUAAUAGUUUAGAAUCAUUAGACAUGGCAUCCUGCGGACUUAAUGGAUUGAUUCCAAAAGAAAUUGGGAACAUGACAGCCCUCCGUCGUGUAUACCUCGGCAACAAUGCAUUAACUGGUGUUAUUCCUGGUGAGAUUGGCCAGCUUAAUAAUUUAGAGUAUAUGUCCAUUGAUUCUAACAAGUUGACUGGCCCUUUACCCCUGGCCUUUUUUAACAUGUCUCGUGUGAAGUCUAUUUCCUUGAGACAUAACACACUUAAAUGGGACAUUGCCAAGAGAAAUUGGGAACAUGAAAUCACUCCGAGAUUGUACCUCAUUAAUAAUACUUUAACCGGUGUGAUUCCAGAAGAGAUUGGUCGCCUUGAGAAUUUAGUUGCACUAUACAUGAAAUCCAACAAUUUCAUCGGCCAUUUGCCUCCAGUCAUGUUCAACAUGAAAUCACUUAAAUCAUUAUCACUUCACAAGAAUGCUUUGACUGGUAACAUUCCUAAAGAGUUGUUCACUGCCAAUAUCGAGAGUAUUGAUCUCUCCAAUAACCAUUUUCAAGGGUUCAUACCACCAGCUAUUGCAACAUCCCUCAACUUAUCUUAUCUUGACUUGGCAAAUAACAAUCUCUCAGGCUCUAUACCUUCCACCAUUGGAAAUCAUUACUCCUUAGUAACCCUAAUCCUCCAUUCCAACAACUUCAUUGGAGUGAUUCCAUCAUCCAUUUGCAAAUUGAGUUCACUCAAAUUCCUACAUCUAUCAAACAACAGUCUGCAUGGAUCAAUUCCAAGGUGUUUGGCAAAGCUAAGUAUAUCUUUGCAAGUUCUGCACUUGAAGGAGAAUAACUUUGAUGGCCUCAUUCCACCAUCAUUUCCAAAGGGUUGCGCUCUCAAGUCUCUGAACCUCAACAGCAAUAAACUUCAAGGAACACUGCCGCGAACCCUAGUAAACUGUGGGAAGCUACAAGUUCUUGAUGUUGGAAGCAAUGCGAUACAAGAUGCGUUUCCCUUUUGGAUGGAGGAUCACGUUGAUCUCCGAGUCCUCGUUUUGAGAGAUAACAGAUUCAAUGGUAGCAUGCUUCUACCCAUUGCUUAUGGUGAGAUAAGUAGUGAUGCUCCAUUUGGGAAGUUGCAAGUGUUUGAUAUAUCUCAUAAUGGAUUCAGUGGGCCCCUCCCAACUAGAUAUUUAACCACCUUCCCAGCCAUGAUGAAUGCCAAGGAAGAUGUUUCAGAAAAGAGUAACUGGUUCAGCAAGUAUGAGGAAUCAUUGGUGGUUGUUUUGAAAGGCACAAAUCAAUCAUUGGUCAGAAUCUUGAAAGCCUUCAUCACUAUUGACAUGUCUAGGAACAAAUUCUCGGGAAAGAUUCCGGAUUCCAUAGGGAAUCUUAAUUCACUCAAGUACUUGAAUCUGUCUCACAACAGUCUCACUGGUAAGAUACCAUCAUCCCUUGGAAGUGUAAAAGCACUGGAAUCAUUAGACUUGUCUUCAAACCGGUUGAAUGGUGAGAUUCCGAGGAAGUUGACAAUGUUGAAUUUUCUUUCUACUUUAAAUCUUUCGGUGAAUGAUCUUGUUGGAGAGAUUCCUCAGUCUGGCGGCCAGUUUCCGACAUUCGAUAACAGCUCCUUCAUUUGGAACUUGGGAUUAUGUGGAUUUCCUCUGACUAGAAAAUGCAAGCAAGAUCCCUUGAAUCCUCAAGAAAGUGAGGGUUCUAAUUUUGUGGAUGGACUUAGUUGGCGUCCGGUGGUUUUGGGAUAUGGAUGUGGUUUUGUCAUAGGAGUUUCGAUAAGGCCUAUUGGAGCUACAACAGGAUCAAUAAGGAUGAUGGAGCUAACUUUGUCGAGGGCAUUUCGCUUCAAGCAUUCACAUUUGAGCAUCUGUCCAAAGCAACAAAGGGCUUCAAGGAAGAGGUGGGGAGAGGAGCAUCAGGGUUCUGCAGCAUGGCCAGAAAAUGGUGGCAGUGAAGAGACUGGAGAAAGAAUUCACACAAGGAGAGAGAGAGUUCCAGACAGAGCUGAAUACGAUUGGGAUGAUGUAUCACCGAAACCUAGUCCGGCUCCUUGGUUACUGUCUCGAUGGAGCCCAUAA
Molecule: messenger RNA, 2367 nt
Organism: Salvia hispanica
Lineage: Eukaryota; Viridiplantae; Streptophyta; Magnoliopsida; Lamiales; Lamiaceae
Source: RefSeq, a predicted model, not a curated record